Gasterosteus aculeatus aculeatus (three-spined stickleback) is the source of this 2798-nucleotide messenger RNA. It is a transcript of the gene lmnb1, whose product is annotated as lamin B1. Gene Ontology annotation, molecular function: structural constituent of cytoskeleton. NCBI's taxonomy places the organism in Eukaryota, Metazoa, Chordata, Actinopteri, Perciformes, Gasterosteidae. The record is from RefSeq and is a predicted model, not a curated record. Gene Ontology annotation, biological process: heterochromatin formation; nuclear pore localization; protein localization to nuclear envelope. Gene Ontology annotation, cellular component: nuclear lamina; nuclear envelope.
GCACAUGCUGGUCGCUUUUCCAAGUGAACCCAAAAGUUAAAGUUGAAAUAACGCAUUGCGUCGAGCUUCGCCAUUGGCUCGUUGUACGCAACGUGAAAUAUCCAAUGAGCCGCCAUAUUAGGAAGCCGAACCUCUUUCAUUCGGAUAAGAAAAGACGGGACCUGCCUUCACGACAGUUUUUCAUGCGUUCCGGUUGUCUUUGAGCGCCAUAAUCAAAACUAUUUGCGCCCGUAACAUCCGUGUUUUCUUUGGUUACCGUCUUCCACAAUGGCCACCGCAGCGGCGACCCCGACCGGCCAGAGGAGCACGUGCGGCAGCGGCACUCCGCUGAGCCCGAACAGGAUCACCCGCCUGCAGGAGAAACAGCAGCUGCGGGACCUCAACGACCGCCUGGCCGUCUACAUCGACAAGGUCCGCAGUCUGGAGUCCGAAAACGACGUGCUCCACCUGCAGAUCAACGAGAGGGAGGACGUGAAGAGCCGGGAGGUGAGCAGCCUGAAGUCCCUGUACGAGAGCGAGCUGGCCGACGCGCGCCGGAGCCUGGACGACUCGUCCCGGGAGCGCGCCUGGCUGCAGAUCGAGCUGAGCAAGAUCAAAUCCGACUAUGAGCAGCUCCACCACAGCUACCAGAAGAAGGACUCUGAGGCAGCAGGCGCGCAGGCCCGGCUGAAGGACCUGGAUGCUCAGCUGAACUCCAAAGAGGCCACGCUGGCCACGGCGCUGUCCGACAACCGAUGCCUGGAAGCCGCGCUGGCCGACCUGCGGCAGCAGCAGCAGGAGCUGGAUGCGGCUCUGGCGCAGACGAAGAAGCACCUUGCAGACGAGAUGCUGCUGCGCGUCGACUUGGAGAACCGCUGCCAGAGUCUGACGGAGGACGUGAACUUCCGCAAGAGCAUGCAAGAGGAGGAAGUGAAGGAGGCCCGGCAGCGCUACGAGACUCAGCUGGUGGAGGUGGACUCUGGCCGCAAGGUGGAGUACGAAUAUAAACUGAGCCAGGCCUUGACGGAGAUGAGGGCUCAGAAUGAGGAGCAGAUCAAGCUCUACAAGGACAACAUGGAGAGCACCUACGUCACCAAGCUGGAGGACUUGCACCGGCAGUCUGAGAUGAACGGAGCGUCUGCCAACGUGGCCCGAGAGGAGCUCAGAGAGUCCAGCCUGAGGAUCGACAGCCUCACCGCCCAGCUGGCCGCCAUGCAGAAGGAGACUCGUGGGUGGCGCGAUCGCAUCGUGGAGCUGGAGGGGUCGCUGGCUCAGGAGAAAGACAAGAGCCGCAAGCUGCUGGCUGACAAAGACCGCGACCUGGCCGAGAUCCAGGCCAAGAUGCAGCAACAGCUGAACGACUACGAGCAGCUGCUGGACGUCAAGCUGGCGUUGGACAUGGAGAUCAACGCCUACCGCAAACUCCUGGAGGGAGAAGAAGAGCGACUGAAGCUGUCCCCCAGCCCUUCGGCUCGCGUCACGGUGUCUCGAGCUUCGUCCAGCAGCCGCAGCGUGCAGACCACCAAGGGGAAGAGGAAGCGCGUCGACGUGGAGGAGCAGGAAGCCAGCAGCUCGGUGUCCAUCUCGCACGCCGCCUCGGCCAGCGGACCCGUCUGCAUCGACGAGAUCGACACAGACGGCAAGUUCAUCUGCCUCCUCAACGGCGGGGACGAGGACCAGGCGAUGGUCGGCUAUGAGAUGAUUAAGACUAUUGGAAAUGCCACAGCGACCUACAAGUUCACACCCAAAUAUGUCCUGAAGGCCGGCCAGAAAGUCACGGUCUGGGCGUCUGACGCCGGUGUGAGCUCCAAACCUCCUACAGACCUGGUGUGGAAGAACCGGUCCUCCUGGGGUUCAGGGGUGGAUGUCCAGGUGAUGCUGGUCAACCCUCAGGGAGAGGAGGUGGCAAAGAGAACCACGACAUACAGGACGACAAUAGAGGAGGAGGAUGAUGAUGAGGAGGAUAAUGGAGUGGAGAUCACUGAUGAAGAGCUCUACCACCAGCAGGAAGACCCUCGCGCCGCGAAGAGAGGCUGCUCCAUCAUGUGAUCCACCAUGUGAUCAUCAUGUGAUCCACCAUGUGAUCAUCUCCACUUCCUCUGAGCCCAGCCAGUCUGCUGCCAACUCUUAAUACUAGAACUAUUUUUCUAUGUUUUGUAGUGAACACCAAAAAGAAAUGGAUUUAUUUCUCAGUAAAAAAAGCCAGUUUUUGGUAGAUAUAAUUUCACCUGUAAAAGCUAAAUGACGGGGCAAUGUUUGUAUUUGUAGUUCAGAUUUUCUUUUUUAAACCAUGCAACACGUAGCUGAACCCACGGACAGACUUGUCUUUUAAGAAAACAAGUAUGUGAUUUUCUUUUUUUAUAUAUAUAUAUAUUUAUAAUAAUGGCUUUUAGUUUAAUUUUUAAUCAUUGAUGCUAUAUUUUAGUCGGGAAGUAAAUCACAGACUUACUGUUUUUAGUUCAAGUCCAAAUAAGCACCGAGAGGAAAGAACAAGUGAACACAAGGAAUUGGAAACGGCAGAAUUGAGCAAUGUAAGAAAAGCCGUGUGAACUUGUUCUAGUGUCCUAGAAGCACUGGUGGUUUCAUCGUAUUGGUAAGAGGAGGUCAAAGGACCGUUCAGUUGUCAUGUUCCCUUAAAGAUACGAGUAACCCGAUCCCACUCCACUAAGUAAAUGCUGCACCACUAUUUGAGAAGUGCUGAUUGUAUUCUAUACUUUUGAUAUUUGAAGUGUUUUGAAGUACUUUUGUGUUGUGUUGUGUUUCUAUGCAUGCUAUGGCUGUAGACAUCAUAGUUGAAUAAUUAAACUACUUUUCUUGUA